This is a messenger RNA of Mesorhabditis spiculigera, 2385 nucleotides long. NCBI's taxonomy places the organism in Eukaryota, Metazoa, Nematoda, Chromadorea, Rhabditida, Rhabditidae. The record is from the annotation of a GenBank genome assembly.
AUGACAACCCUCAAGCGUCACAACUCGGCCUUUGUCGUCAAGAGGGAUGGGCGCAAAGAGGACGUACACUUCGACAAGAUCACAUCGCGAAUCCAGAAGCUCAGCUAUGGGCUGAACCAGGACUUCGUCGAGCCGGUGCUCGUCGCACAAAAGGUGAUCGCCGGCAUGUACAAGGGCGUGUCGACGGUCGAGCUCGACAACCUGGCCGCCGAAACGGCCGCGUCGCUCACCACCGAGCACCCCGACUACGCGAUCUUGGCCGCUCGGAUCGCCGUCUCGAAUUUGCACAAGCGGACCACCAAGAUCUUCUCCGAAGUGAUCGACAAAAUGUACAAGCAUCACAACCCGACGACCGGGGCGCCGGCUCCGAUGAUCUCAGACGAGACCCACGCCGUCAUCAUGAAGCAUGCUGAUCGGUUAAAUUCUUCCAUCAUCCACGACCGCGACUUCUCCUACACGUACUUCGGAUUCAAGACGCUCGAGCGCUCCUAUUUGCUGAAGAUUAACAACGAGGUCGUCGAACGCCCACAGCAUAUGAUCAUGAGGGUGGCUGUCGGGAUUCACGGUGACGACAUCGACUCGGCCCUGGAGACUUACAAUCUCAUGAGCGAUCGAUACUUUACGCAUGCCACGCCGACUCUUUUCAACUCGGGAACCCGCCGCGCCCAGCUAUCUUCGUGCUUUUUGCUGAUGAUGCAGGACGACUCGAUUAACGGGAUCUACGAAACAUUGAAACAGUGCGCCCUGAUCUCCAAGUCCGCCGGCGGUAUCGGGCUCAACGUGCAUAACAUCCGCGCCAACGGCAGUGCCAUCGCCGGCACGAAUGGGCACUCGAACGGGCUGGUGCCGAUGCUGCGCGUCUUCAACAACACGGCUCGUUACGUCGACCAAGGGGGCAACAAGCGGCCGGGAGCUUUUGCCAUCUACUUAGAGCCGUGGCACGCUGAUAUCUUUGAGUUCAUCUCGCUCCGCAAAAACACUGGCCCCGAAGAAGAGCGUGCCCGUGAUCUCUUCUACGCCCUCUGGGUCCCCGAUCUCUUCAUGAAGCGCGUCGAAAAGGACCAAAACUGGUCACUGAUGUGCCCGGCCGAAUGCCCCGGUCUCAGCGACUGCUGGGGCGAGAAGUUCGAGGCGCUCUACAUCAAGUACGAGCAGGAGGGCCGAUUCCGCAAGCAGAUCCGCGCCCGAAAGCUCUUCGAGCACAUCGUCAGCAGCCAGAUCGAGACCGGGUUGCCUUAUAUGUUGUACAAAGAUGCCUGCAACGGCAAGUCAAACCAGCAGAAUUUGGGCACGAUCAAGUGCUCCAACCUGUGCACCGAGAUCGUCGAGUAUACCAGCCAUGAUGAGAUUGCCGUCUGCAACCUGGCCUCGAUUGCUCUGAACCGCUACGUCACUCCGGAUCACAAGUUUGAUUUCAACAGCCUCCAUGCCGUCACCAAGGUGGUCACCCGGAACUUGAACAGAAUCAUUGACAUCAACUACUACCCGGUCAAGGAGGCCGAGAACUCCAACAUGCGCCACCGCCCGAUUGGAAUUGGUGUUCAGGGACUCGCAGACGCCUUCAUGCUCAUGCGCUACCCGUUCACUUCGCCGGAAGCCCGCGAUCUCAACCGACGGAUCUUCGAAACCAUCUACCACGCCGCUCUCGAGGCUAGCUGCGAACUCGCCGAGCGUGAUGGCCCCUACCAGACCUACGCCGGCAGCCCGAUGAGCAAUGGACAGCUCCAGUUCGACCUUUGGAACGUCAUCGCCACCGACCAGUGCGACUGGACGACGCUGCGCGAGAAGAUCCAGAAGCACGGCAUCCGCAAUUCGCUGCUCGUCUCCCCGAUGCCAACCGCCUCCACCGCUCAGAUCCUCGGCAACAACGAGUCGAUCGAGCCCUACACCUCAAACAUCUACUCUCGUCGUGUGCUGUCCGGAGACUUCCAGAUCGUCAACCCGCAUCUGCUGAAGGACCUUGUCGAGCUGAACCUGUGGUGCCCGGAGAUGAAGAUGCAAAUGAUCGCCAACCACGGGUCGAUCCAGAAGAUCCCCGGCAUCCCGGACCACAUCAAGGAGCUGUACAAGACGGUGUGGGAGAUCAAGCAGAAGGAGAUUAUCGAGAUGGCGGCCGAUCGAGGUGCCUACAUCGACCAGUCGCAGUCGCUGAACAUCCACAUUGCCCAACCGAACAUGGCCAACAUCACCUCGAUGCACUUCUUCGGGUGGAAGCAGGGUCUCAAGACGGGCAUGUACUACCUGCGCACCAAGCCCGCCGUCAACCCCGUCCAGUUCACCGUCGACAAGCAGGCGAUGAAAGAUAAGGAAAACCUCGACCGGAAAGCCGCCGAGACCAAGGCUGCAGCCGCUGACGACGAUGAGGGAUGCCUCAUGUGCUCCGGA